Exophiala aquamarina CBS 119918 is the source of this 513-nucleotide messenger RNA. RefSeq lists its product as uncharacterized. Bases 1 to 513 code for a protein of 170 amino acids. Gene Ontology annotation, biological process: cristae formation. The record is from RefSeq and is a predicted model, not a curated record. Lineage: Eukaryota; Fungi; Ascomycota; Eurotiomycetes; Chaetothyriales; Herpotrichiellaceae. The transcript is spliced from 2 exons. Gene Ontology annotation, cellular component: MICOS complex; mitochondrial crista junction.
AUGGGCUUCACGACAGGUCUUCUUGGUGGAGUCACCUUGACGUACUCCGUCCUCUACUUCUCCUUGUACAUUCAUCGCGCAAAUCGUAAUGUACAGCGCACACUUCUCUCUCAGCAAGCCAACCUACUCAACUCCGUCAUUGAUCCUCCAAUUCCUCUCCCAGACCCACCGGCAUAUGAGAUCCGCAAAGCCGGCUUGAGCGAGAUGUUGAAAGACCGUUGGAAUCGCGAAGUCGAGAAGUUGGUUCACAAAGCCCAGACGACCGACUGGACACAGAAGAGGGAGGCGGUUGAGGAUCGUUUGUCAACCGUCUGGGGAAAGGUGAGGGCUUCGGAACAAGGCCAAGAGAUCGAGGCCAAGGCCAAAGAGCUUGGGCAGCAGGUCGAAGACAAGGCGAAACAAUUAGGCCAGGCCGUCAAGGACAAGGCUGCUGAGGGCAAGGAAGCUUUGUCAACCGCGAAGGACGAGGCCAAAUCAACGGGCAGAGAGCCUAGACUCCUUGAGUUGAAAUGA